This is a messenger RNA of Fusarium subglutinans, 519 nucleotides long. Its product is annotated as 40s ribosomal s11. The transcript has 4 exons. NCBI's taxonomy places the organism in Eukaryota, Fungi, Ascomycota, Sordariomycetes, Hypocreales, Nectriaceae. The record is from RefSeq and is a predicted model, not a curated record. Gene Ontology annotation, cellular component: cytosolic small ribosomal subunit; ribosome. Bases 1 to 519 code for a protein of 172 amino acids. Gene Ontology annotation, biological process: translation. Gene Ontology annotation, molecular function: structural constituent of ribosome.
AUGUCAGUGACAGUCCAGCCCAGCCCAACUGCAGCGGCGACCGAGUUGACCGUCCAGUCGGAGCGUGCUUUCCAGAAGCAGCCUCACAUCUUCCAGAACUCGAAGACCAAGACCAAGAGCACCCGACCGGGCAAGGGUGGUCGACGAUGGUACAAGGACGUCGGUCUGGGUUUCCGAACCCCCAAGACCGCCAUUGAGGGCAGCUACAUCGACAAGAAGUGCCCUUUCACCGGUCUCGUCUCUAUCCGUGGCCGUAUCCUAACCGGUACCGUCGUUUCCACCAAGAUGCACCGCACCAUCAUCAUCCGACGGGAGUACCUUCACUUUAUCCCCAAGUACUCCCGUUACGAGAAGCGACACAAGAACGUUGCCGCUCACGUCUCCCCCGCUUUCCGUGUUGAGGAGGGUGACCAGGUCACCGUUGGCCAGUGCCGACCCCUCAGCAAGACUGUCCGCUUCAACGUCCUGCGUGUCCUGCCCCGAACUGGCAAGACUGUUAAGAAGUUCUCCAAGUUUUAA